Messenger RNA from Adineta ricciae, 465 nucleotides. Lineage: Eukaryota; Metazoa; Rotifera; Eurotatoria; Adinetida; Adinetidae. The record is from the annotation of a GenBank genome assembly.
AUGAUGGUUUCUCUUGCUUAUCUAAUGAUCUUUUCUGCUACUAUUCAACUUGUAUCAUCCCUUCGAUGUUAUGGAUUUGUUCGUAGUACUGAUACUAGUUCAUCGACCGUUGGCUUGCAAGAUUCACUUUAUAUACCAAAUGCAUGUAUGAAUCAGACUUGUUUGUGUAUUAGCUUUGUAUUUCAAUGUAUCGUCAAUAAUACUUUAUGUACUACUAAGCAAUUGCAGCAUGAAAGUACUGUUUGGACCUACGCAUUGACCGGAGUUGGUACAUGUCAGCAAUUGAUUCAAAGUUCAAUUAUAAAAAAUCUUACCUGUUGCUAUACGGAUUUAUGUAACAAUCAAUCAGUAAAUUCUAUUCUAACAACAACACGCAAUGUUGCGAUAAUGCCAUUGAAUAAUAACACUUCAUCGCUUUUUCGUUCAAUUCUGCUACUUCUUUUACUUGGUCUUUGUGUUAUUUGA